GAACAGAUUGCAAAUUCUGCUCCAGCAGAGGGAAAUAAGGUUUCCUCAAUGGCCUCACUAGCAGCAUCCAUCAACCAGUUUGCCCUGGAGUUUAGCAAAAAACUUGCUGAAUCUGCUGAGGGUAAGAACAUCUUCUUUUCUCCCUGGAGCAUCUCAACUUCUUUAGCCAUGGUGUAUUUGGGCACCAAAGGUACCACUGCAGUCCAGAUGGCCCAGGCGCUUCAAUUUAACAGAGGGCUGGACUUCACAUCUGGUCCUGAUAGUGAAAAGAAAAGGAAAAUGGAAAUCAACUCAGGCAAGGUUGAAGAAAUACUCUCCAAUUUCCAGAGCCUUACUGGAGAAAUUCUGAUGCCUGCAAGUUCCUAUAUACUUAAAACUGCCAAUAGGCUAUAUGGAGAGAAAACAUAUCCAUUUCAUAAUAAAUAUUUAGAGGAUGUGGAAACAUAUUUUGGUGCAAAGCUACAGUCUGUUAACUUUACAGAAGCUCCUGACCAGAUCAGGAUGGAGAUCAACUCUUGGGUGGAAAGCCAGACUGAGGGUAAAAUUCCAAAUCUCCUACCUGAUGAUGCUGUGGACUCCAAGACCAGGAUGGUUCUGGUGAACGCCCUUUACUUUAAAGGAACUUGGGAACAUCAGUUCUUAGUGCAAAACACCACAGAGAGGCCUUUCAGAAUAAACAAGACUACAAGCAAACCAGUACAAAUGAUGUCAAUGAAAGAAAAACUUCAAAUCUUCCACAUUGAGGAGCUGCAGACAAUAGGCCUUCAACUCUACUAUCAGAACCGUGACCUCAGCCUGCUUAUAUUGCUGCCAGAAGAUGUUGAGGGCCUGGAACAGCUGGAAAAAGCCAUCACUUAUGAGAAGCUGAAUGAAUGGACCCGUGAAGACAUGAUGGACUUGUUUGAAGUACAGCUUUAUCUCCCCAAGUUCAAACUGAAGGAGAGUUAUGAUCUCAAGACAACCCUAAGCAGUAUGGGCAUGACUGAUGCCUUUAUCCAAAACAAAGCUGAUUUCUCAAACAUGUCUUUGGGGAGAAACCUGUAUCUGUCCAAUGUUUUCCACAAGGCUUUUGUGGAAAUAAAUGAGGAGGGCACAGAGGCUGCAGCUGCCACUGGGAGCGAGGUCGGUUUUCGAAUUAAGGUCCCUUCCAUUGAAUUCAAUGUAGAUCACCCAUUUCUUUUCUUUAUCAGGCACAACAAAACUAAUAGCUUCCUCUUUUAUGGAAGAUUCUGCUCUCCUUAGGCUCUGUGUCUCUGAUUUUGCACCACCAUCUGACAGUAUAAAAAAUAUAACAUGAGACGAAAAAGCACAGUUAUCACAAAAUAAGUCUGUAGCUUACACAUUUUUUCACUUGUGAAUAGUAAUAAAUAGGUCUUAAGAUAAUUCAUUCUGGUGACCCUGUAAGGUCUAUAUAGAGACAAUAACAUCAAAAAAUUAUUUCCAUAUUCUCAGGAUUUGUCUUAAUGUAACUUUUUUUUAUGUUAUAAAAAUGC
Nannospalax galili (Upper Galilee mountains blind mole rat) is the source of this 1493-nucleotide messenger RNA. RefSeq names its product serpin family B member 10 (gene Serpinb10). The record is from RefSeq and is a predicted model, not a curated record. Lineage: Eukaryota; Metazoa; Chordata; Mammalia; Rodentia; Spalacidae. The transcript is spliced from 8 exons. Bases 49 to 1242 code for a protein of 397 amino acids. Gene Ontology annotation, biological process: negative regulation of endopeptidase activity. Gene Ontology annotation, molecular function: serine-type endopeptidase inhibitor activity.